UGCUGCUAUCAGGCAACUGUUCAAACAAAAAUCACCUCCCUCCAUCAUUCUAAAUAUUAACUAGUAUCAAAUCUUUUACCUACACCAUGUCCAACAAUGAAGCUGAUAGUCGUCGUGCUGUCAAUGAACGCAUUGCAGACGCCGGGUCAAAUACCAUAUCAGCCAUUGUUGAUGCGGGCAGGUCCUCCCAGAAGAAGCGAGCAGAGAACCGUGCCAGAAGAGAAGCACAAGAGUCUGGCAAAGAAGCGAAAAGCAGUCAAUCAGCCAGUGGGGCUGAUACAAGCAAAAGUGCAUAACUGAAUGCUAUAUAUACUGUUUGGAAUUAUGCUAUGUCUAACAAGUACUUGCUUUGUUAGAAUCUUUGUCACGCAACUUUACUACCAGGAAAGAAGGAAGCGGACUUUGUGGGCUUUACCUGUUUCUGGACAUCAUGCUUAAUUCUUUCGCUAUACUGUAUGUACCCUGUUCUAGGUUGAUAUGAAUCUAUAGGAGACCAUGUGAUCAUAGUGGCUUGGCCGGAUCACCGAGCUCGAACCCCUGAAGGCUUGACCUAUUAGUAGAUAGUGAGAAGAAGUGGCUGAGACUGUCGAUAGGUCGUCCAUAGAAUCGAGUAUCUAUCGAAAUGGCAUCUGAUCCUCAGUAGGCUACGUACGUGUAGCUGAUACAGCCUCAUUCUGCCCAUCUGCCCAUCUUUCCCCUGAAAUCACAACGUAGGUGAACGACUUUUGAGAUCCUUGG
Molecule: messenger RNA, 738 nt
Organism: Aspergillus alliaceus
Lineage: Eukaryota; Fungi; Ascomycota; Eurotiomycetes; Eurotiales; Aspergillaceae
Exons: 2
Coding region: 87-296 (69 amino acids)
Source: RefSeq, a predicted model, not a curated record